UUGAGCGGAUCAGCAUGGCAGUCAUCAUAUUGAACUGUAUUACCCUCGGCAUGUAUCUACCUUGCGAGAAAGAGUGCAACACAGUACGAUGCGUGGUUCUAGACGGCUUUGACCACUUCAUCUUCGCAUUCUUCGCUGCUGAGAUGGUCAUCAAACUUCUGGCCAUGGGGGUCAAAGGUCAACAAGGGUACUUUCAUGAGACAUGGAAUCGCCUUGAUUGUUUUAUCGUCGUGGCUGGAGUUAUCGAGUAUGUCAUGCAGGCGCUGGAGUAUUCUCUACAGAUAGAAAACAUGAAUCUCACUGCUAUACGAACGAUACGAGUCCUCAGACCAUUGAGGGCUAUAAAUAGAAUACCUAGUCUACGCAUCUUAGUCAUGCUUCUUCUAGACACUCUACCAAUGCUGGGUAAUGUACUCAUGCUUUGUUUCUUUGUCUUCUUCAUCUUUGGAAUCAUCGGGGUACAACUGUGGAAAGGUCUUCUACGAAACAGAUGUUUCUUAGACCUUCCUGAAAAUGUGUCGGUCGGAGCAGGAUAUGAUGUCAAGGAAUUCUACACAUUGGCAGACCUAUAUGAGGACCAUGUCUGCAGCUUACCGGGUGACGCUGGAGAUCUUCACUGUAACUCAGACUUCAAAGAUAUGUUUAGGAUAGGGGAGCAACAAUGCAAUGCAUCGGCCGUUUCAUUUAUGAACAAUUCCUACGAUAGCAACUCGCCUGACUGUGUCAAUUGGAACCAGUACUACACAGUGUGUCAAAUAAGCGAGAAAAAUCCAUUUCUGGGGGCCAUCUCUUUUGAUAAUAUACUUUACGCUUGGGUUGCGAUAUUCCAGGUCAUCACCUUAGAGGGAUGGACGGAUAUCAUGUAUCAUAUCCAAGAUGUGCAUAGUUUUUGGAAUUGGGCGUAUUUUGUCGUACUCAUUGUAAUUGGUGCCUUCUUCCUGAUAAAUUUGUGUCUAGUAGUCAUAGCAACUCAAUUUUCUGAAACAAAACAAAGAGAGAGUAAGUUAAUGGCGGAGCAGAGGAAACGAUUUCGUUCAACGAGCACGCUGGCCAGCAACGGAGAGCCCGGGAGCUGCUACGACGAGAUCCUGAAAUACAUCGGACAUCUUGUGCGGCAGGCAAAGCGGAAAGUCCGCCGCUGGCACAAAGGUAUCCAAGGAAAGCGACAACAAAAAGUGAUGCCUGCCAUUUCGUUACGUCGCAAAAAACGUAGGACGAAAUCUGUGCAUGUGCACUGCCACCACCAUCACCACCACCACCAUUAUCACUUUGGGAACAACGGCUCUCACGCGCCAAGGGCUAGUCCUGAAAACAGUGAUAUUGGCUCCUCGCCAACCAGGCAAAAUAGACUCAUGGUGCCGUCCACAAAUGGUAGCUUAGGACCAAGCAAUGACUCGCUGCACUCCAUAACCUUUUGCACAGAGAACCUCUCCCGCUUAGAACCCAUACCCAGUCGGUCACGGUGCAAGUCGUCCCCACAUCACCACGUAGUGACCACUCUGUCCAUUCAUCGGGCCUCCUCAAUCAAUUAUCCCACCACAAACUCUAAGGAUACAAGACAGAAUAUGGCCCUGGCUAAACUGACCGCUGAGACAGCGCUGAAUACAAUGACUGAUGUGCCUCCUAAUAAGCUACAGGAGCAAUGGAAGGAACUUUGCCUUGGUGACUCCCUCAAUAAAUACAGAAUACCACCCCCUCUCAGGACCGGGAAUAAAACCAGCGGUGAUGGCCUUAUGCCAGAAGGUGGGCACCCACCUCUAGGGCAACGCCUCUCUGCCCCACCCCUCACCCAGCCACCUUCUCCUUUCCCAAUCACACGUGCCCAUCUUGCUCCCCCUUCCCCAUGUCUAUCAGUCCACUCUGCUGGCUGCCCAGUCCAUCAGCCUUGCCCAGUCCACACCCCAUGUCCCUCCCGUUCAUCGUGCCCUUCCCAUUCACCUUGCCCCUCUCGCUCGUCCUGCCCCUCCCGCUCCCCCUGCCCCUCCCGCUCCCCUUGCCCCUCCCACAGUUCACGUACCUGCCCCCAUGGUUGUCCCGAGGGCCACCCAGACUAUGAUUGGACGGAUUCCGAUUCUGAGAACGACGACAACUCGGACUUGGAGGACUCCGACUAUGAAGAAGAGGAGAAGGGGAAUCUUAAGAUAGCCAAGACGGGAGUCAGUUCGUGUUUCCGGAAGAUCCGUCAAAAGAUCGAGGAGAUUGUUGAGAGUAAAUACUUCAUGCAAGGGAUUCUAGUGUGUAUCCUCAUCAACACACUCAGCAUGGGAAUUGAAUUUCAUGGACAGCCAUCCGAGUUGACGGAAGCGUUAGAGAUCAGCAACCUCAUCUUCACCAGCCUGUUUGCUCUAGAGAUGCUUCUCAAACUACUUGCCUAUGGCCUCGUUGGGUACAUCCGAAACGGCUUCAAUGUGUUUGAUGGGAUCAUUGUUGUCGUCAGCGUUGUUGAAAUCAUGCAGCAAGGCCAAGGAGGGGGUCUCUCUGUCCUACGAACCUUCCGUCUUCUCCGAAUCCUUAAACUGGUCCGUUUCAUGCCUGCUUUAAGACGCCAGCUUCUCAUCAUGUUGAAGACCAUGGACAAUGUUGCGACAUUCUUCUCUCUCCUGUCGCUUUUUAUCUUCAUCUUCAGCAUCCUAGGAAUGCACCUGUUUGGUUGUAACUUCUGUAAAAUAGUUAAAGGAGUUGAAGAAUGCGACCGGAAGAACUUUGACAACCUCCUCUGGGCAAUUGUGACUGUGUUUCAGAUUCUUACCCAAGAAGAUUGGAACAUCGUCCUGUACAACGGCAUGUACCAUAACACCGCUUGGGCUGCAUUGUACUUCAUUGCGCUGAUGACCUUUGGUAACUACGUGCUCUUCAACCUCUUGGUGGCUAUUCUUGUUGAAGGUUUCGCUGCCGAGCCUGAGAAGAAAGAGACGAGCCUCGCUGCUGCAAGCAGAGAGAGUUUGGAUGAAGAGGAUGAAAGAUACGACGAUGAGAUGGGAGAGAAGAAGGAGGAGGGACAAGAUGUUCAAUCCAUCGUCUCUAUCAAGGAUACCUCAGAUGAGAAGCAACUCGCCUUACUUGCCCCCGAUGUCACCCAGUCGCCUCCUCCAGGGGGUCUAACGAGCCCCCCAAUCAUCACCCGCACUGCGGCAACACCUCAGGGAUCCCCAAUGUGUGAACAGCCUAAGGAAUUCAAGGGACCUUUUCUUGAUACUCAGUCUAUUGACUCGGACUCAGUGUCCUCCUUCCACAUCCAUGGCUCUCCCCGUCCACCACGCAGUGCCCUCUCUCGGAACGGUUCUGGUCGUACUAGAGGCAUCCUCUCCACCAAUCCUACUCAGAUGAGAGAUCGUCACUACCUACGACCUUUCCAGUUGCCUGAAGGUGACCACAACACCGAUAGUGACAUCCACUCUAACAUCAGCAGCCGUAUGAGCAGUCGAAGAAGUUCAUCUCAAGAGAACUCCGACCACAACGGUUACGUUCCCGACACAGACAGCCGACGUACCUCUGUAGCUAGCUGCAACGGAGACAGCCGCCGUACUUCUUACAUCUCAUGCAAUGGUGGCUCCUUCACAGCGCAGCUAGAUAAACAGAUCAUGGAGGCCGAGAAGAGAAGUAGCCGAGGCUCAAUGGGGAGGAUGAGUCACCAUGACGAAGAGGAGAUAAUCUUUGAUCCAGAUCAGGUGGAUGAGGCAGAUUGCAAUUUGACAAAGUGUUGUCCAGAGCCGAAAGGAUGUUUCAAAACUCGAAUGGAACACUCGCUGUAUAUACUCUCACCACACAACAGAUUUCGACGAAGAUUACAGAGUUUAAUUGCCCAUAAGUGGUUUGACUACGCUGUACUUUUGAUCAUCUUUGUGAAUUGCAUCACUCUAGCCAUGGAACGACCAGACAUUAAAGAGGACAGUGUGGAGAGAACUCUUCUUAACAUCUCCAACUACAUCUUCACCGGCAUCUUCACCUUUGAGAUGGUGGUUAAGGUCUUAGCGAAGGGCUUCCUGUUUGGUGAGCAUGCCUACCUCUACAGCGGUUGGAACAUCAUGGAUGGUAGCCUGGUCAUUGUCUCCUGGAUUGAUAUCACUAUUAUACUAGUCUCAUCCAAUAGUCCAGAGAUCUUCGGUAUACUCCGGGUGUUCAGGCUACUAAGGACUCUCAGGCCAUUGAGGGUCAUUAGUAGAGCCCCUGGUCUGAAGCUUGUCGUCCAGACCUUAAUGUCUUCACUUCGUCCAAUCGGUAACAUUGUCAUUAUCUGCUGCACUUUCUUUGUCAUCUUCGGAAUCCUCGGUAUUCAGCUAUUCAAGGGCACCUUCUAUUAUUGCACCGGUCCUAACAUCAAACACGUCAUGAAUAAAACGCACUGCACCGACACCCAUCCAAGUAAUCGAUGGGUCAAUCGGCAGUACAACUUUGACGAUUUAGGACAGGCGCUGAUGGCUCUGUUUGUUUUGGCCUCCAAAGAUGGGUGGGUGGAGAUUAUGUACAAUGGAAUCGAUGCUGUUGGUGUUGAUAUGCAGCCAAAACAAAACAACAACGAGUGGCUCAUCCUCUUCUUCAUCUCCUUCAUCCUCAUCGUUGGCUUCUUUGUCUUGAACAUGUUCGUCGGUGUCGUCGUUGAGAACUUCCACAAGUGUCGUGAGCAACAGGCGGCGGAGGAGUCGGCGCGUAGACAUGCAAAGCGAAUGCGCAAACUGGAGAAGGCGCGACAGAGUAUGUCUCGGGCCAGAGAUGGGGAUGACGAGUCUUUGCAAAAAAUACCAGAAAUUAGAGCAAGAGAACAGCCCUACUAUGCAGUAUACUCAAGGCCGAGACGCGUGAUCCAUGAUCUUGUCAUCAAUAAAAACUUUGAUUUGAUUGUAGCUGCAAUUAUCUUUAUCAAUGUCAUCUCCAUGGCCAUUGAACACUAUGGCAUGCCAGAGCUAUUAGAGGAAAUCUUAAGGUACUUCAACUAUGUCUUCACAGUGGUCUUCAUUAUUGAGGCUUUGCUCAAGAUCACAGCCUUGGGUUUCUUGAGAUACAUCAAAGAUAGGUGGAAUAAAUUGGAUAUAUUCAUCGUGAUUUUAUCCAUUGCGGGAAUCUUUCUAGAGGAGUUACAGACUGGAAUCAUUCCCAUCAACCCUACAAUCAUCAGAAUCAUGAGAGUUCUCAGGAUUGCAAGAGUUCUCAAGUUGCUAAGGGUAGCUAGUGGAAUUCGUGCUCUUUUGGAUACUAUAUCCCAAGCCCUCCCUCAGGUGGGCAACCUGGGUCUUCUCUUCUUUCUACUCUUCUUCAUAUUUGCUGCUCUUGGAGUGGAGCUAUUCGGGCGUCUCGACUGCACAAUCGACAAUCCAUGCCAAGGUCUUGGAAGACAUGCCUCCUUCAAGAACUUCUUUAUUGCUUUCCUGACUCUCUUCAGAAUAGCAACGGCGGAUAACUGGAACGGAAUCAUGAAGGAUACACUAAGAAGAGAUAAAUGCAACAGCGGCCCAAACUGUGUCUACAACUGCUGCGCCAGUGCCAUCCUCGCCCCAAUCUACUUCGUCUGCUUUGUGCUCAUGGCUCAGUUUGUCCUCGUUAAUGUGGUCGUUGCUGUCUUGAUGAAGCAUCUUGAAGAAUCUCACAAGAUGGAGCAAGAUGAGGAAGACGACAGGCUAGCCCUGGAGGAGGAGUUUCGUUUGGCUGAGAAAGGGGAGGCAGAGAGGAAAGAGGAGGAAGAAAGUCGUCAGCAGAGAGGAGAGGAACCGGCGAAUAGCUCAGAUGAUAAUGAUCCAGAGACUCCGUUCACGCCACUGCUUAAGCCUCUUCAUUCCUCUGACAUCGUUGUAAGUGUGCCACCAUCUCAGGAUGCUGCCACGGUUGAGAGAGAGACGGAUCGUCCUGAUGGAGGUAAACUCUUGAAUCCACCAACGUCUCUUCAACUGUACGGAGCCCCUGAUGGCAAAGGUUCCUCUGCCCCUGAUGUCGUCUGUGCUGAGGAUCAGUCAGAGACUGGAGGAGCACCACAUCCAAGUACACCUAGCAGGGAGAGGCAACAUCAAGUAUCAUGUCUGGUACCUCACAUUCAUCUACCAUCUUCAGACAACGACCGAUCAUCUUCAUCCUCAUCUUUAUCUCAUCACCUUAUGGGUGCCGAGACGCAAAGAUUGAGCCAAGAUUCCGACCAUGGAAACAAUAACCACAGUCCAGCCUCGAGGAGCUCCUUGUCGACAAACUCCCCCGUGGCUAGAUCAGACAGCGACCAAGACAGGACAGGUCUGAGCAGUAAAGACGCUGCUCAACAUCUUAAUCCACUCUCGGGUGUGGCACACCCCGACCGAGAUCCCAACACUGACCCUUUAUCUAAAAGUGGUGAAACAGACGCAAACCCCCGACUCGAGGAGCUACCAAUGCAGCAGUGGCCGCGGAAAAAUAGCGGAUCCUCAACAAACGGUGGAAACAAACAAUUACAUGAUGAGUCCGUGAGGCAAAAGUCUAGGGAUUUGGACCCAAACAGUAAGGUUCGUCAGCACCCGAGGGUACGAAGGGGAGCCCGAGCAACCCCAACAAGCAACCCCAAUAACCUCACAUCAGGGGGUGCAGUCCCCAAUAAGACUCAUCGUAGGACAUCAAAGGGCAGUGUGGCAAACAGUUCUAGCGAUAGUGAUAGUAAUUCUCCUCCGAAUCGGAAAAGAACUCGCAGGAGACAGCGUCAUUCACCGAGUAAGACACCACCCCUGAAGUUGGAGGACAACACUUCAUUAUCCAGCAGCAGGGAACCAUCUGUUAGCAGUGAAAUCCCCGACACACAAGUUGAAUCUGCCAAGCGAGAUUCAAGGGAGGGGCGGAAAUCGACCGACAGCUCAGAGAAAACCAAGAGUGGAAAAGGACCAGAUGAACUGGUAUGACAGUUGGUGGUCUCUGGCAUUUUUUAUAUAAACUAAAUCGGGAUGUAAAGAUACCUGUUUCAAACAACACCGUGAUAACCGGAAUAAUACUACUACAAAAAUAGCUGAUGAGAACGUAAUGUAUAAUGUGUGGUAAAUAUUUUUCACAUAAAAUAAAAAAAGUAAGACAAGUGGACUAGUUAACCAAAGACUAGAAAAGAAAUAAAAAGUGGUGUAUUGUGGACAUGAUCCAGUUUCCCCCCAAGUGCAUGAUAUUUUCUAAGUGGGGCAUGUCGUAUGCAUUUUACUUUCGUUUGUAUGCUCACACAAGUGUUCCUUUAAUAUCAGCAUUAUGCAUUCCCACAUGUCUCCAAAACUCACUGUUUAUAAUCCAUUUUGUAUAUAGGACAACGCAGAAAUGAUUCUUGGGGACUGUACACAUUGUUUGCUUGCAAUAAGUUGUCAAAAAAGUUUGGUAUAAAACGGACAAUUAUAAAGCACUACUAUCCUUUCCUGCCCCCCCCCCUAAUGUCUGCCAUGUUUCCCCACCCCCACACCCCCCCCCCCCCCUCCAGAAUAUAUGUAUAUGUACAAAUCAUGCAUAUAUAAUCGAUAAUAAUUUUUUACACUGAUGUACAUUAUGUUGCUCUCAAAAGACAAGAUUUCUUUGUAAAAUUCAAAACUGAUUUGCAGUUGUUAAACAAUGGAGAACACCUAGUGAUAUGACUUACGUAAAGGCCAUGUACAGUUUCGGUGAAGUAUAUUUUGUAUUUUUUGAAUGUCUGAUAUUUUUGGAUACGUAAUUAUUUUCAGUUGUAACAAAUGAAUGAUACAUGUGUUUGGUUUUUAAUGUCAAAAGCGGAUACAAAAAACAAACCACUGUACGGUCUCACAUAAAGUCAUGCACACCGCACUGUUUGGACCCACACAAGUAUAAAUUCAUUUUGUGACUAUUUGUGAUUUACUUUUAAACGUUCACAACGAAAUCAACACUAGCAUGGCUGAUCAAAGUUAAUACAUUUUGUAAAAUCUCUUAAAGUCAUUCAUGUAAACUUGAAAUUGUGCCACAAACUGAAAAAAAUGCUUGGUCUGAUGUUUUAGUCACAGAUCACAAUCCCUCUUUUUAUGAUAUAGUUUUAAACUUUCAAUAAUUACUGUUUCUGGCCCGAAA
Molecule: messenger RNA, 7995 nt
Organism: Asterias rubens (European starfish)
Lineage: Eukaryota; Metazoa; Echinodermata; Asteroidea; Forcipulatida; Asteriidae
Product: voltage-dependent T-type calcium channel subunit alpha-1H-like
Exons: 35
Coding region: 15-6845 (2276 amino acids)
Biological process (GO): neuronal action potential; calcium ion import; sodium ion transmembrane transport
Cellular component (GO): neuron projection; voltage-gated sodium channel complex; voltage-gated calcium channel complex
Molecular function (GO): voltage-gated sodium channel activity; low voltage-gated calcium channel activity
Source: RefSeq, a predicted model, not a curated record